Molecule: messenger RNA, 1742 nt
Organism: Micropterus salmoides (largemouth bass)
Lineage: Eukaryota; Metazoa; Chordata; Actinopteri; Centrarchiformes; Centrarchidae
Product: transmembrane protein 100-like
Exons: 2
Coding region: 249-671 (140 amino acids)
Source: RefSeq, a predicted model, not a curated record
UUGUAAGGGCCUCAGGUUGUGACGUAAAAGAUAAAGGUAACAGCACUGCUCCCAUUUCUACACCCACUGUCCAGACAGAAAGUCGGCCGCAACUUGAGGCUUUCACUAAAGGAUCUUCACUGAACACAAUUUCUACUGACAUCUAAGCUCCUGAUUUAACACUGAGGAGUCAGAAAGAAGAAGAAGCUGCAUGCUAAACCACUGUUGGCCAUCUGAAAAAGGAAGUAAAACCAACCAAGACAACCACGAUGGAAACGCUUGAUCCUUCAGCUCUAUCAGAUGUCACUUCUACUGUCACCUACGACCCUAAAUCUGAGACAGUGACCUUACCAAGAGGGGUUGUCUCAGUGGCGGGCAUCACUGUGGUGACCGGGGGCGCUGAGCUGUCCUGUGGGUCCUGUAUGCUGGCCUUUGGUUUUUGGGGAACUCUCAUCGGCCUCAGUUGUGUCGCUGUGGGGCUAUGGGACCAGCUGAACCAGUCUAAAGGAGGAACAUCUCACUUACUGGGACUGGGACUAGUGAUUCUGACCCUCAGUUUCGUGGUGGUUGGAAGCGUGGUGGCAUUUUACCUCCUGACAAAGAAGAAGAGAGAGAUGACCCGAGAGCAGAGAGAGGAUGGAAAAGAAGUUCUUGUAGAGAGUGAGAGGGUAAUUAAAAAAGUCACAGUAUAAAGCAAUAGCAUUAAUGACAGAAUAUAAGAGAAACUGAUGAAAAAUCUACAGAGAACGCAUGAAUGGACUGAUCCAUAAAUAAAACAGUCAUACUGGGUAGGAGAAACCACUCCCCUUUUGCUUUAACAAAACAAGUUCAGUCUGUGGCAGUCUCACUGGCUCCUGCUCUUCCCUUUAUCUAUCUAAAGUAUGUAGAAAUGCAACUCCUGUUUUCUUGGGAAAUGUAACCUUUUCCCUCCAUUUUAUGCUACUUUCGACAUCGACCCCACUACAUUUCAGGAGGAACUUAAGUACUUUUUACUGCACUAUAUCUUAUCAACAGCUAUAGUUAGUAGUUACUUUGAUGAUCAAGAGAUUACAUACAAAACAUAUGAGUAGCUUACAUUUAGCCUAAUCCAGCUUCAAUAGUAUAAUACUCUGAAGGGGCAGACUGCUGAUAGUAUUUCUGUAAGUCUCCUUACAUAAAAUUAUGAAUACACAACAUACUUUCAGUGAUUUUAUAAUGGUGUAUUGCUAAUUUAAGUAGCACUUAUUAGUACUUCUUCCACCACUGCCUACUAGUUUUUACUCAUGAUGCCUGUAUUUUCUUUCAUUUUCACGACUGGCAAUUUUACAUGUAGACAGUAAAAAUGUGUGUAUUUUUGUGUGAGAGAGAGAGACAGAGAAGGAGAAAGGGAGAGAGAGAAAGACAAAAAGAUGAAAACCUGGAAGAAGUGUGUAAUAAAGAGAGACAUUAUCACAGAAUACAGAAGUAUGUUAGAAGGUUUGUUCAGUCAAAUUAUACAGAAAAUAAGAUACUUUCUCACUUACUUCUGCUGCUAUCAAGCCAUGUUGAAAUUAACAUGUUUGGUUUUGAGAAAGCUGCAACCAAUUACACAGUGGAGGGGAUCAAAAGUGUAUUUACAGUGAAAAAUUACAUUUUAAAAAAACUCAACAGCAAAGUGUUUUUAAGGAAACAAUAUCUCAGAACAUCUCUUCUGUCCAUACUAUGCACAUGUGCAUAUAUAUCAAGUGAGCUAAACACCUUUCCAAUAAAGUUUGAAGGCUGGAGUUGCCCUUUGAAGUUGAAAA